CUCGUCAACGUCAUCAAAAGUCUCAACGGGUGGUCUCGCUAUUGCUGUGGUGGAAUUAACGAAGCAGAACCUGAUUAGUGCAUAUCCUGCUAUAGACUUAAAAUCGAAGUUGCUGUUUAAGGUCACCCAAGUCUGUGCCGCAGAUGAAGAUGAGCAGAAAAAUCUCUGCUUAUGCAACUGAUCUGAAUCGUAGAAGACAGAUUGCUUCUCCUGAAAUCAGUUAUUAUGUUCGACCACUCUGUUCGGAUUUCCACCGUUCCAGUGGCAAUGAUCAACUCUUUUCAUCUGAGCCGCCAAGAUUAGAUUUCAGUUAUGUUAGAGAACUAGAUGAUGCUAUUCACUUGUUUCAGCAAAUGAUGAGAAUGCAUCCACAGCCUUCUGUUUGCAUGUAUAACAAUCUGUUGAGUGUUAUUGCAAAAAUGAAGCAGUAUCCCUUUGCCCUCUACGUGUUUGAUGAAAUGCGUCGAAUAGGUGUCCCUGUGAAUAGCUACACGAUGAAUAUUACGAUUAACUGUUAUUGCCUUCAGAAAUGUGUGAGUUUUGGUUUCUCUGUAAUGGGCAUCUUCUUCAAGAGCGGUUACGAACCGGAUGCCACAACUUUCAACACACUUAUUAGAGGGCUGGUUUUAGAUAAUAAAGUCUCUGAUGCCAUGAAAUUGUUUGAAAAGAUAUUGAAUUGUAGAAUGCACGAGCCUGAUGAUAUAACGAUUUUGACUGUCAUAGAUGGGCUUUGCAAAUCUGGGCAUGUUCUCCUUGCCCAUGAUUUGCUUCGUAUACUAGAAGAGAAAACAGGAUUGAGACCCAAUGUUAGGGCAUAUAAUGCAAUACUUGAUAGCUUAUGCAAGUGUGGAAUGGUCAAUGAUGCUUUGCAGCUCCUGUCCAAGAUGGUAGGAAAUGGUGUUACACCUACUAUAUUCUCGUAUAAUUCAAUGAUUCAGGGCUUGUGUGACACUGGUAGACUGCAGGAUGUUCAAGACUUGUUGAAUCAAAUGGCUGAUUCUGAUAUCUCUUUGGAUGUCAUUACUUUUAGUAUAUUAAUCCAUGCAUUUUGCAAACAAGGGAAGGUGAGAGAGGCCGAGGCUUUGUUGGAAACUAUGCAGCAACAUAAUAUUUUUCCUGAUGUUGUUGCUUAUAGUACCCUAAUAGAUGGUUACUGUUUGCGAGGGCAGAUUGAUAAAGCAAAACAAUUAUUUGAUUCUCUAGCAGACAGGGACCUCAAGCCAGAUAUUGUGUGCUAUAACAGCUUAAUAAAUGGAUUUUGCAAAAAGGGAAGAGUGGAUGAAGCUGGGCUUCUUUUCCUUGAAGUUUCUCGUAAAGGUUUGAAGCAUAAUACUUUUACUUAUAGUACCAUGAUACAUGGACUAUUUAGUAAUGAUAGAUUUACUGAUGGAUGGAAGCUUUUCAAGGAUAUGAAGGACCACCUAGCAAGUCCCAAUCUGAUUACUUAUAAUAUACUAUUGCAUGGGCUAUGUAGGAAUGGGGAGAUUGAUGAAGCUUUUUCAUUGCUGCGCAUGAUUGAAGCGAAUGGAAUCACUCCUGAUAUAGCCUCGUAUGCUACUCUUAUCAAUGGAUUAUGCAUGCAUGGAGAACUUGAUAUUGCAAGGAAUCUUUUUGACCAACUUAAGCCUCAUAUCAAGUUCUAUAACAGCUUAAUACGUGGAUACUGCAAGAAGGGAAGAGUUGAUGAGGCUUGGUUUCUUUUCCUUGAAGUCCCUUUUGUAGGUUUGGAGCAGAAUACACAUACUUAUAAUGCCAUGAUACAUGGAUUCCUUAGUAAAGAUAGAUUUGUUGAUGCGUGGAAGCUUUUUAAAGAUAUGGAAGCUCGACGAGUAAGACCUAACAUCUUCACUUAUAAUAUUUUAUUGGAUGGGUUGUGCCGAAAUGGAGAGAUUGAUGAAGCUGUUUCGUUAGUGCAUAAGAUCGGAGAGAGAGGAUUUGAUCCUGAUUUAGUCUCAUAUGGUACUCUUAUCAACGGAUUAUGUAAAAAUGGAAAAUGUGAUGCUGCUAUAGAUCUUCUCAACCAACUUAAUUCUACCGGCCCACAACCUGAUGUUCGAAUGUAUACAAUGAUCAUUGGCUCACUUUGUCAAAAGGGGUCAAUGGAGGAAGCAAAACGUUUGCUUGUAGAGAUGGAGAACCGCGGUUUUGCACCCGAUAGUGUAACACACAAUGUUAUUUUACAUGGUUUGCUAAAGAAAAAUUGACCCUUACGCCAUUCAUCUCAUCGGCCACAUCCACGUCAAUGACAUUAAUAGUGCAACUGUGCAAGGUUCUUAUGGUAGAAGAUACCGUUGGCAGUGAAAGAGAGCCAUCCAGAAGUAUCAGCUGCGAGGAAGAUUGGGCAUAGGCUAUUCGUGAGUUUAUCUGGUCCACAUUGUCUGGGAAUCAUGGUAGCUUUCUCCGAUUAACUAUACCUUCGAGAAGGGUCCUGUAAGUCUUCGCUUUCGUGGAGAACAUGCUUUGCGACGUUAUCCAACUGGGAGGAGAGUUGCAUUGCUUGUGAACUAUGUGAAACUAUCUGCACUGCUCAAGCAAACACCAUUGAAGCUGAUGCGCGUGAAGAUGGGAGAAGAAGGACAACUAGGUUAUUGAGAUCACCUCGAAUAUAUUAUACUGUGGUUUCUGCCAAGAAGCAUGCCCAGUCGAUGAAUUCGCUACUGAGACUCACGAGGUUGCUACCAAUAUCUGCAUCUAUGCUAUAUUAGUGUCAACGGAGGAAAUGCAUACAACAACUUCAAAUUUUGCACGUCAUAGGGACUUCUCUACGACAAGGAGAAGCUGCUAGAAAAUGGUGACCGGUGGGAAACUGAGAUUGCGGAGAAACCUCUGUUCCGAUUUCUGAAAACCUAUACUGAUAAGGAGUGGAUCGGCCUCAACACCUGCAAAAAACGUGGAGUUUGAUCUCUUUUAAUUUCUGAAACGUUUGAAUAAAGGGAUAAUUUUGUUUAUGCUCACUCCCCUUUCAUUGUAGCCUGAUUCUUGAUAUCUUUUUUUCACGAGAAAGCCAAGAAAACAAAGUAUUUAUACAGUUGAUUUGUUUUUAUGAUCUUA
Molecule: messenger RNA, 3051 nt
Organism: Salvia hispanica
Lineage: Eukaryota; Viridiplantae; Streptophyta; Magnoliopsida; Lamiales; Lamiaceae
Molecular function (GO): protein binding
Source: RefSeq, a predicted model, not a curated record